Messenger RNA from Chara braunii, 1314 nucleotides. The record is from the annotation of a GenBank genome assembly. NCBI's taxonomy places the organism in Eukaryota, Viridiplantae, Streptophyta, Charophyceae, Charales, Characeae.
CUUGUUAUUAGGAUGGGAUAUUGCCACGUCGAUUGUCUCCAAAUACCCCCCCCAACACAGUGGAGGUCCCAAUCUCAGAGAUGCCUCAGCUAGAAAAUGCUGUGGAAGAUGCAUUUGGGCAGAUCUUAAAGUCCUAUCCGGCCUUCAACGAACCCAAUUCCCCAGAGUUGCUAAAUAUUAGAUUUGAUUUAGUGUCCUUGGCAAGACUGUGUUUCAAACCUUGGUUAUGUGUAGACUUCGCCGAGCACGGGUACGUGGAAUUGGAAGUAAUUGGGGCUGACACCCCAUGGUGCGCCACCUGCAGGCAAUUUUAUCAUUUUGCGGGCGACCCGGCAUGCCCGAAGAACAAGAACCGGAAUACAAAAGGGCAGGACGUGAGAACGCAGCUCGAAAAGGACCGGGUGGAUCCCCACAUGGGGGAUCAAAAAAGGACAAUGGGAAAUGUCAACAGGAAGAGGGAUCUGGUGACGGCCGGAAGGAGGGAGAAUCUGGGAGAUAAGGAGAAGGGGCCAGAGAGAGAGAAGCCACCAGAGGGGGAAGACGGGAAAAGGAGAGGAGAUCAGGGAGAUAAAGAAAUCCGGUCGGAGAACGGGAAAGGGGAUAAAGAAAAUCGUGAUUCAAACACGAAGGGAAAAGAGAAAGGCACUCUGGGGCGAAGGCGAAGAGUAGGGGUGAGGAAGAAAAUCUACCGACAAGUGCGAAAGAACACAGUCAAAGGGAAAGAGGAUAAUGAUCUUAAAGACACUGAGAUGAAAGAAGCCACAGGGGAAGGAGAGAAAAGGGAGAAAGAGCAGUCAGAAGAUGAUCCAAAACAGGAGGAAAGAAACACAGGACAAGGAGGUGGCAAUGGAGACAAGUCAGAGAAAGGCAAUGAAAGAAGCAAGUUCGCAGAGGAGCAGGGUAUGGGGGAAUUCGAGGGCACAGAGGACACAGAAAACUCAGAGGAUGAGGAUACGGAAUCCUCAGAGGACUUAGAGGACUCAGAGGACUCAAGGAGCCCCAAGGGAGCAUGGGAAGAGGACGUGGAGGAAGAAGGAGGAAAGGGGGAGGAAUAUGAGGGGGAGGCGAACGAAGAAACCCGAAUCGGGGAAGAUGAUUCAGAUGAAGACGAUGAGGAGGAUUUCCUGGGAGUGGUGGGGAAGUCGUUAUCUGGGGAAGGGAUAAAAGAAGGAGAGGACAGUGAGGAUAAGGAAGAGUCCCGACCAGCCCUUCCACAGGUGACAGAUGCGGCAUGAGGUAUAGGUAUCGGUCGGCGUGCCGGCAGAGCACUUCUACCGGUCGACAACAGUGGCCCGAUAAAUAAAACUUCUCGUG